GGCGGAUCGUACCCAGAAAGAACCAACAAUCCCUACACAAAACCAGACAUCAUGACAGUAACUCCAACUGAAUACCCUCAACGACCCAUCCCUGAGCGAUCCAUGUCACAGGAUGAAGAGUCGGGUUAUGAUUCCCCUGGCUCAGCUACCCCCAGCAUGCCUGAUGUUUAUUUCUCAAGUCCUCACUUGAAGUAUUUAAACCAGCAAUUGCAGACUCUCGAGCCGGAAGAAAUCCUCAAAUGGUGCAUGAUUUCUCUCCCAAAUCUAUUCCAGACUACAGCCUUUGGCCUUACCGGUCUCGUGACACUUGAUAUGCUAUCCCGUAUCAAUGCUGGGGCGCCCCGUCAGAUUGAUCUUAUCUUCCUCGAUACCCUCUACCAUUUCGAUAAAACCCUCGAACUUGUCGACAGAGUCCGUGAGCGUUACCCAAACUCGAAACUACACAUCUACAAGCCGAGCGGAUGUGCCAAUGCACGAGACUUUGAAUGUAUCCACGGGGAUAAUCUAUGGGACACCAACGACAAUCUCUACGACUAUCUUGCCAAGGUUGAGCCCGCACAGAGGGCUUACGCAGAACUCAAUGUGAAGGCUGUCCUCACCGGUCGUAGAAAGAGUCAGGGCGGAAAGAGGGGAGAUUUGGAUAUUAUCGGGCUGGAUGAUGCAGGGCUCAUUAAGGUCAACCCUUUAGCGAACUGGACGUUCAGGCAGGUUCGGGACAUCGGGGACUGGCAUAGCACCAGUCCUAUUGCGGAGGGCGAAGACGAGCGGUCCGGUAGAUGGAAGGGCACCAACAAGACCGAGUGCGGUAUUCACAACCACCGCUCCAAGUACGCCGAAUACCUGCUCCAACAAGAGCAAAAGAAGAAUGGAGAAGCCCUUGUCGAUGCCCUCCACGAAGUCGAGUUACAACGGGACAUCUAGCCGGAUAACAAGCAAUGAAGAUGUUGGUGGUUUCUUUUUCAUCAUUACUGUCUAUAUUUCCCGUGAUUCUUGGGCAUCGGUAUGUUUCUUUACUGUGAAAAACGAGUUCAUUUCAUCAGUUUCUCUUCAUGGGCGGAGAACGGCGUUAUAUCUUUUUUCUUUUUUCCCUUUCCCAUUUGUUUGUCAUUGCCAUGACUUACAUACAUAUUAUUUCCUUUUUCUUUCCCGCCAUCCCCUACUUUUGAGUACUAGUAGCAAAUAAAUCGAGAUGAGCAAUUCUAUCGUGAA
Tuber melanosporum (Perigord truffle) is the source of this 1209-nucleotide messenger RNA. RefSeq lists its product as uncharacterized. Gene Ontology annotation, cellular component: cytoplasm. The transcript is spliced from 4 exons. Gene Ontology annotation, molecular function: phosphoadenylyl-sulfate reductase (thioredoxin) activity. The record is from RefSeq and is a predicted model, not a curated record. NCBI's taxonomy places the organism in Eukaryota, Fungi, Ascomycota, Pezizomycetes, Pezizales, Tuberaceae. The coding region runs from base 52 to 921 and encodes 289 amino acids.